GUUCAUUGGGACGAGAAACUUGCCCCACUCGCCUGCUGGACGGAGUUGUGCAUGCGCUUGGUGCGAAGGACACUUGCGCAGUGUCGAUUAAGGUGCAUGGGAACGGGUGAUGGAUGGCCGGGCGGCCGUUAACGGGAUGGAGCUGUGAGCUGGAUCAGACUCGUCCCGUUGAUCGGCUGUUGAGCGCACGCAGCCCGAUGUUUGAUCAUACGGUAUCUUGAUGAGGUGGCUGGGCGGGCCUUGGCGCCUGGCUUCUCUUGUUGGGUGUUGAUCCUGAAUGAAGGCGUCCGUCGGCUCUGGCGUUCCCUGUUCCACCGUCCGCCUCCUCCCGUCUUCCCGCUCACCAUGUCCGGGAAACACUUCAAGGGACCCGAAGUUAGUUGCUGCGUCAAAUAUGUGCUGUUCGGCUUCAACAUCGUGUUCUGGUUGCUGGGAGCUGCAUUCCUAGGAAUAGGCCUCUGGGCUUGGGCUGAGAAGGGUGUGCUUUCUAAUAUCUCUUCUAUCACAGACCUGGGAGGAUUUGACCCAGUCUGGUUGUUCAUUGUUGUUGGUGGAGUCAUGUUCAUUCUUGGAUUUGCUGGCUGUAUUGGUGCUCUGCGUGAGAACACUUUCCUAUUGAAAUUUUUUUCAGUAUUUCUGGGUCUAAUUUUCUUCAUGGAGUUGACAACUGGGAUACUAGCAUUUGUCUUCAAGGACUGGAUCAAGGAUCAACUCAACUUAUUUAUCAACAAGAAUGUUCAAGCUUAUAGGGAUGACAUAGAUCUUCAAAACCUUAUUGAUUUUGCACAAGAGUAUUGGUUGUGCUGUGGUGCUCGAGGGCCCAUCGACUGGGACCUAAAUAUUUACUUCAACUGUACAGAUUUCAACCCAAGCCGAGAGCGAUGUGGUGUUCCAUUUUCUUGCUGUAUAAAAGACCCUGCGGAGGAUGUCAUUAACACACAGUGUGGAUAUGAUGUCAGGUCGAAAAUGGAAAUAGAUCAACAAGAUUAUAUUUAUACCAAAGGAUGCGUUGGCCAGUUUGAGAAGUGGCUGCAGGAAAAUUUGAUUGUGGUUGCUGGAAUUUUCAUUGCUAUUGCUUUACUGCAGAUAUUUGGAAUUUGCCUGGCACAGAAUCUGGUCACUGACAUUAAAGCUGUCAAAGCCAAUUGGUAAAAUUUCACUGAAGUUAAUUAUGUUUGAUUGAUAGAGCUGUUGAAAGCACAUUUGUAAAAAGCACAUUGGAUGAAUGUCACCUGUAGAGUAUUUGUUAAUCUCUUAAUGCUCCAAGACCUGUGGAUAUUAACUAUGUGGCUGCUAUUAAGCAGUUGAAUUUUUUUUACAAUAACAGUAAGUAAACAAAAUUUGAAGCUCCAUUAUUUUAAAGGGAACUUAAACAAUUUUUAGUUAAUGAGUAUUUUGAAAAGUUGCAUGUCUUUGAUGUAAAGUACCAUGAAUGUAAAGUUUCUUACUGUUAAAGAUGGUGUGAUUAAAAUGUUUUCUAAGGGGAGGAAAAAUGAUUUGCUAUAACUGCUGACCCACUUGAAAAUAACUAAAUAGUUUUGGGCUAUUAAGUAGUCUUAGCCCUGGCUACUCUACAGAAAAUUUGGAAUCUUUGUGAUAUUAGUAUUAAAAAGAUAGUAAUUAGUAUAUGCAGAUCUACAGAUUAGAUUAAUGAAUACAGAUUGACAUGUUUAUAUGUAUUUCAGACAGUGAACAUAAAUGGCAACACUUUUAAUGAUGCCUGUUUGAUAGAGAAAAAAAAAUGAGUUGUUUAUCAUGGCAGUGCUCCAACUUGGGUUAUUACAGAUUUUUUUAUUUCCUCAAGUUCUGACAUAACUUGCUUAUUUUGAAGAAAGACUGUGAGAAAGUCAACAGUGUCAAGUGCUUGUAAAAUAAAUUUAUAGGUGGUAAAUAUGUAAGUGUUACUUUGUUUCUUUAAAUAACAUUAACACGUUUAUUGCACUAAAAUGUCAUUUAAAUUGGUGGUGCAAACUGGUAAACUCAGGAAAUUUACUGUUUUAUUUAGUACGUUAUUAAAUGCUGCACGGUUGUAUUUAGUUUCACAAGACUGCAAAGGGGUGAAUAUACAAACACUGGUCUGCUGCUAUUUUUAACAACUGGCCUUUAACUUGUAAGAACAUUUCUUGUUGCUGUCAUUACAAGUUUUUAGUUUUGGUAUGUAGAGACAGAAUUUGAUUAGGCUAUGACCGUUCCUAAACUUCUCCUGAGUAAAUGCUGGGUAGUAAAAUCUGUUUUAAAAAAACUUGGGGGUGUGGUUGUGAUGUGGGCAAAUAUUGAUGAGGUAUUCAUUGACUAAUUUGUUAUUAGUUAAUUACUUUAGGCAUGAAAGCUAAUGUAUCCAUCAAACCAUAAUUCAUGCACAUUAGUCACAAAAAUAACUGGUUCCAUGUACUUUACAUUUUGGAUAUACGUUUAAAACCAAACCAGAUUAGAUAUUAAUAUAGGAAAUUUCCUCAGUCUGGGUUUUUUUUUUGACAAAAGUAAUUGAUUAAUUUGAACAUACCUCUUAUAUUCAUUUCUGUAUGAAUUUACUCAGUGUUAUGUGCUGGAAUUUUAAACUAAUGCUAUGACAAUACUGCGAUUUCAACAUAAUUAGAAGGACCAGUUCAUCAUAUUUGUAUAUCAUAUGUUAUGCUUUCUCAUGGUCAGUCUCAUUGCAUCAAAUAUUUACGGAAAAUUUCUGCACUGGUACGUUUUGUUCAUUGCGAUGCAGUCCAGUAGAGAUUAAACCCAAUUGAUUUAGUCUAAAUGUAAAUAGAUUAUUUUAAAUAUACUACUAAAUACAUUUUACUUUGUUAUAAGCUGUCAUUAUUCUGACAUGAAGUAAAAUAACAUGCACUGUUCCACCAUACAUUUCAUGUUAUCCAAGAUUUGUUUAAAGCUAUUACAACUAUCUUCUAAAAUUGAUGUAAAUUGAUAUUCUUUUUCAUGAAUAGAUUAUAAGUGGAAAUAACUUGUGCCAAUUCAUUUCAGGUUUUGAACCUAGUUGUAAUUUUUAAGCUCUUUCUACUUUACAACUACUGUUUAAAAAAACUUUUUAUGAUGGUAAAAUUUUCAGUUUUAUAUACAUCACAGCAAUAUUACAAGUAAAUCAGACCAAAACAUGCUGUUUGCUCUUCUGUGGCAAAACCUUGCUAUUACUCUUUUGCAAGAUUAGUCUUCAUACUUGCACUUUUCACAAUCAUUGUAGAAUGUACUCUGACUCAGUGUUGAUGAUGUUAAUGCAGUUUGUUAGAGCUGCCUCAGAGUCCCUUUGGAAUAUUGUAUAGCUGGAUUUCUAAGUGGUAAAUUUAUGGAGUGUAAUUUUUUUUCUACAACUUUGUUUUCAUUUUACAUUCUAAUUGGUACUUGAGUCAAAUUGAGUUAAAAUAGUUGUCAGUAAACAGAAUCCAUUGCAGUUGUUCUCUUUUAUUGCUGGUUACUUUGGGUAUUUCCAUGUGAUGUACAUUUUGCUCAAAGUGUUGUCUUGAUUUUUGAGGCUUUCAGAAAACUUCUAAUAAUUGCAAGAAUUUGGCUUUUUUUCUUACAGAAAUUAAUUCUGUAAGCAGUGUUUAUGUUGUCCAUUCUUAUUUUGUGUAGAGUAUCCAGAUAAAUUAUUUCAAAGGUUGUCUGAUUUAAGUAGAUCUCAACAUGUGAUUUGCAAAUAGCUGUGUUACAUUGUUUUUGCACAGUAUUAAACUUUUUGAAAAUCAGAGUUGUAAACAUGCAUUGCACAUUGUUUGUGAUCAUUGAGGUAUCAGGAUUACAAUAAAGUUCUGUUAUUAUUUAC
This is a messenger RNA of Hypanus sabinus (Atlantic stingray), 3769 nucleotides long. RefSeq names its product tetraspanin-17. Lineage: Eukaryota; Metazoa; Chordata; Chondrichthyes; Myliobatiformes; Dasyatidae. Gene Ontology annotation, cellular component: membrane. Gene Ontology annotation, biological process: protein maturation; regulation of vascular endothelial growth factor signaling pathway; protein localization to plasma membrane. The transcript has 8 exons. The record is from RefSeq and is a predicted model, not a curated record. The coding region runs from base 346 to 1152 and encodes 268 amino acids.